UCUGCUAAGUGGAACACACUCACACGAGCCCUUAGCAGACUGCUGGUCGGCUGGCUGGAAGCCCUCCCAGGAGAAACAGGAGACGGGACCUGUACAGGGAGAGGGCAGGCCGGCUGUUGGGGGCACUGAUGUGGUCCCAAGGCCGAGCCCAGAGGGGGUCGGGCCUCAGCCUCAGCCCACCAAGGUGUCCACCUUCCACUCCAUGGGGUUGUCCUUGCCCAAGGAGAAAGGGUUAAUUCUCUGCCUAUGGAACAAGUUCUGCAGAUUGUUUCACAGACAGGAUUCCUGGGCUCAAAGCCGAGAUGAGCUGAAUCUGCUGCAGCAGAAGAGGAUCUGGGAGUCUCCUCUCCUUCUAGCUGCCAAAGAAAAUGAUGUCCACGCUUUAAGCAAGCUGCUCAAGUAUGGAGCCUGUGAUGUGCACCAAAGAGGAGCCGUGGGGGAGACAGUGCUGCAUGUAGCGGCUCUUUAUGACAAUUUGGAGGUGGCCAUGGUGCUGAUGGAGGCAGCUCCAGAGCUGGUCUUUGAACCUAUGACAUCUGAACUGUAUGAAGGUCAGACUGCCCUGCACGUCGCUGUCAUGAACCAGAAUGUGAACCUGGUGCAUGCCCUGCUCACUCGCGGGGCCAGUGUCUCUGCCAGGGCUACAGGCCUUGCCUUCCAACACAGUUCCCACAACCUGAUCUACUAUGGGGAGCAUCCUCUGUCCUUUGCAGCCUGUGUAGGCAAUGAGGAGAUCGUGCGGCUGCUCAUAGAGCAUGGAGCCGACAUCCGGGCCCAGGACUCACUGGGAAACACGGUGCUGCACAUCCUCAUCCUGCAGCCCAACAAAACCUUCGCCUGCCAGAUGUACAACCUGCUGCUGUCCUAUGACAGAGGGGACCACCUGCAAUGCCUGGAGUUCGUGCCCAACCACCAGGGCCUCACCCCCUUCAAGCUGGCUGGAGUGGAGGGCAACACUGUGAUGUUCCAGCACAUGAUGCAGAAACGGAAGCACGUCCAAUGGACAUAUGGGCCUCUGACCUCCACUCUCUAUGACCUCACGGAGAUCGACUCUUCCGGGGAUGAGCAAUCCCUGCUGGAACUCAUUGUCACAACCAAGAAGCGGGAGGCUCGUCAGAUCCUGGACCAGACGCCAGUGAAGGAGCUGGUGAGCUUCAAGUGGAAGAGGUAUGGGCGGCCCUACUUCUGCGUGCUGGGUGCCGUCUACUUGCUCUACAUCAUCUGCUUCACUGUGUGCUGCGUCUACCGCCCCCUCAAGCCCAGGACUACGAACAGUACCAGCCCUCGGGACAACACACUCCUCCAGCAGAAGCUCCUUCAGGAGGCCUAUGUGACCCCCCAGGAUGACCUGCGGCUGGUGGGGGAACUGGUGAGCGUCAUUGGGGCUAUGAUCAUCCUGCUGGUAGAGAUUCCAGACAUCUUCAGGUUGGGAGUCAUUCGCUUCUUUGGACACACCAUCCUUGGGGGGCCAUUCCAUGUCAUUAUCGUCACCUAUGCCUUCAUGGUGCUGGUGACCAUGGUGAUGCGGCUCACCAAUGCAGAUGGAGAGGUAGUGCCUAUGUCCUUUGCCCUGGUGCUGGGCUGGUGCAACGUCAUGUAUUUUGCCCGAGGAUUCCAGAUGCUGGGCCCCUUUACCAUCAUGAUCCAGAAGAUGAUCUUUGGUGACCUUAUGAGAUUCUGCUGGCUGAUGGCUGUCGUCAUCCUGGGUUUUGCUUCAGCCUUCUAUAUCAUCUUCCAGACAGAGGACCCUGAUGAGCUGGGCCAUUUCUAUGAUUACCGCAUGGCACUGUUCAGCACCUUUGAGCUGUUCCUCACCAUCAUCGACGGCCCAGCCAACUACGACGUGGAUCUGCCCUUCAUGUACAGCAUCACCUACGCUGCCUUUGCCAUCAUCGCCGCCCUGCUCAUGCUCAACCUCCUCAUCGCCAUGAUGGGCGACACCCACUGGCGAGUGGCACAUGAGGGCGAUGAGGUCUGGAGAGCCCAGGUAGUUGCUGCCACUGUGAUGCUGGAGCGGAAGCUACCUCGCUGCCUGUGGCCUCGUUCCGGGAUCUGUGGGCGUGAAUAUGGGCUGGGGGACCGCUGGUUCCUGCGGGUGGAAGACAGGCAGGACCUCAACCGCCAUCGAAUCCGGCGCUAUGCACAGGCCUUCCAACCACAGGACACCCCCUGCUCUGAGGACCGGGACAAACACCCAGAGGAAAAAUUAGACAUGGGCCACCUGCUAGGGCCCUACCUGUCCUUUCCUUCACCCUCAGUGUCUCGUAGCACCUCCCGUAGCAGCACCAACUGGGAAAGGCUUCGGCAAGGAACCCUCCGGAGGGACCUGCGGGGCAUGAUCAACAGGGGCUUGGAAGACGGGGAAGGUUGGGAAUACCAGAUCUGAAUGCUCACUAGUUCUUGAAGCAUCAAGUC
This is a messenger RNA of Fukomys damarensis (Damara mole-rat), 2415 nucleotides long. RefSeq names its product transient receptor potential cation channel subfamily V member 6. Gene Ontology annotation, molecular function: calcium channel activity; protein binding. Bases 203 to 2386 code for a protein of 727 amino acids. NCBI's taxonomy places the organism in Eukaryota, Metazoa, Chordata, Mammalia, Rodentia, Bathyergidae. The transcript has 15 exons. Gene Ontology annotation, biological process: calcium ion import across plasma membrane. The record is from RefSeq and is a predicted model, not a curated record. Gene Ontology annotation, cellular component: membrane.